Molecule: messenger RNA, 1602 nt
Organism: Colletotrichum truncatum
Lineage: Eukaryota; Fungi; Ascomycota; Sordariomycetes; Glomerellales; Glomerellaceae
Product: C6 transcription factor
Biological process (GO): DNA-templated transcription; regulation of DNA-templated transcription
Cellular component (GO): nucleus
Molecular function (GO): DNA-binding transcription factor activity, RNA polymerase II-specific; zinc ion binding; DNA binding
Source: RefSeq, a predicted model, not a curated record
AUGAGAUACUCAACAGCGUGCUCGGCCUGUCGCGCACGACGGCGGAAGUGCGAGGUGCCCAUCGGCGGCGGUCAAUGCACAUAUUGCGCGACGCAGAACAUCGCCUGCUCCCGUGCAGGCUCCAUCAUUCAGCCCAAAGCCGUGCCUGUCAGCCCGCUUUCAGUGGCGACACCAAAGUCUCCCAUCGUCACCGAGAUUAUCGUCGCCAGUCCCCCCGGCAUCACUCCUGCCGCAGCAGUCGCCGACAAAGCUCUCUGUUUCGAGCUGGUAGAAUUAUAUUUCAAGUACAUUCACGAUCAGCUCCACUCACUCUUCCACCGGCCUAGCUUCAUGUUAGAUCUGCAUGAAGGCACUGCUCCGCUUGUGCUGGUCUACGGCAUGAUGGCCUUGUCAGCAAGAUUCUCCCCAAACCCCAUAUUUAAUGGAAUUUCUCCUCUAUCGAGAGGGGAGCUUUUCGCAAACGAGAGCAAUUUGUUACUCAACCUGCGGGAUGUGUCACUCACCAGCAUUCAGGCAUGCGUUCUACUUGGUGCCUACUCCAUCGUCGAGGGAGAGGCAGGCGCAGAGACUGUCUUUUACUCCGCUGCUUGCAGGAUAUCCAACUAUCUUAACCUUCCCAACCUCCCUACCCCUGACCCACUGCAGAGGGAGGUUCAUAUCAGAGUGUACUGGUCACUCUGUAUGAUUGACGUAUGGUCAUCAACCGGCGUUAACCUACCCCGUCUCAUGGACCGGCGGAUGGAUGUACCGUUGCCAAUGAACGAGUCUACAUUUCUCAACAUGACACGAGCGAACAACAACCACUUUGAUUUCAUCCUUUCGCCUAACAGAGAGGAUUCGCUCAUCGCUCAGAUGAUCAAGCUCAACAGUAUACUUCUAAAGGUUAACGACGCGAUCAAGUCCCUCACCUCGGAUUCUACAGUCACGAGCAUAGACGAAACCGUUUCUGUGCUCUCACAAGAACUAGAUGCUUGGGAACUGGAGCUUCCUCCAGGUCUCCGAGACACCCCCAGCAAUUUACACUCCUUCGCCGCACAGGGCCUGGGCCGCAUCUUCAUCGCAGUGCACACAGGCCACUACCACUACAGCCAACUGCUCUAUUAUCAAUACCUAGAUGAUGUGCAGCGGUUCCCAAACUCCAACACCGCUCAGGUUUUUGCACGCAAAUGCAAGGAAAAUGCCAUAUCCAUGUCGCGCAUCAUCGACCUCGCCAACACUACACCUGGUUGCGAUGCCAAGUUCAACAUGUUGGGCCACAUCAUUGUUAUCACGUCAUCCAUCUUCAUCCACACACUGUUGUUCGAGACGGACGAGGCCGAGAUAGCUAAUGCUCGCGCUACGCUUGAGCGCCACUUCAACACGCUCGUCGCACUGCGGGUAUACUGGCCCGGUCUCGAAGUAUGCUUUGUGCGUCUCAAGACAUUCCAUGAACUGUGCCGGAAGAGUAUGAACACAAGCUACCGCAUGGACCGUUGGAUGCUGAGGUUCCUGACCGAGUUCGCGAGACCCAUCGACGAGAAGGAGCGCGACGAGGAUGGGAACAUGGACCUAGACCGGUGGAGUGUGGGUAACAUCGGAAUCAGUCCUGAGAACUGGGCCUAA